CGGCAUCGGGGAAUGCAAAGCCAGUGAAGGCAGCCCUGAGCUGGGGCAGCCGGUCGGACUGGGCGGAAGGGAUUCCAAAGAGGUGGCUCAGGAAGGAGAGGGCUUGGAGUUUCCGCUCCCCGGAGCCCCAGGCCACAGGGUCAUCCCGGAGUUCGCACACCUUGGACGAGGAGGCGGGCAGCUCUCUGCUACGCGCACCCCAGGAGGCGCGCUCCGGAACGGAUCCCUCGGUGCGCGGCCUCUGCCUGGGCGCGGAACAAACGGUUAAAGAUUUUGGGCAGCGCCUCGCGGGGGGGAGGAGCCAGGGGCCCAAUCUGCAAUUAAAGAUGAACUUUGAGUGAACUAAUUUGUCUGACCAAGAGGAGGAAGUUCCUGCAGAUGAAGCGCAGGAAAUACGGCUUCAUCUACAAGACGCAUCUGUUCGGGCGGCCCACCGUGCGGGUGAUGGGCGCGGACAAUGUGCGGCGCAUUUUGCUUGGGGAGCACCGACUGGUAUCCGUCCACUGGCCCGCGUCGGUGCGCACCAUCCUGGGCUCUGGUUGUCUCUCCAAUCUGCACGACUCCUCUCACAAACAGCGCAAAAAGGUGAUUAUGCGGGCCUUCAGCCGCGAGGCUCUCCAGUGCUACGUGCCGGUGAUCGCGGAGGAAAUCAGCAACUGUGUGGAGCAUUGGCUAAGCUGCGGCGAGCGCGGCCUCCUGGUCUACCCCGAGGUGAAGCGCCUCAUGUUCCGCAUCGCCAUGCGCAUCCUGCUGGGCUGUGAGCCUCGGCUAGCGGGCGCCCAGGAUGCUGAGCAGCAGCUUGUGGAAGCCUUUGAGGAGAUGACCCGCAACCUCUUCUCUCUGCCCAUCGACGUGCCCUUCAGCGGGCUGUACCGGGGCAUGAAGGCGCGGAACCUCAUCCAUGCGCGCAUCGAGGAGAACAUUCGCGCCAAGAUCUGCCGGCUGAGGGCGGUCGAGGCGGGCGAAGGCUGCAAAGACGCGCUGCAGCUGCUGAUCGAACACUCCUGGGAGAAGGGAGAGCGGCUGGAUAUGCAGGCACUAAAACAGUCUUCCACUGAACUCCUUUUUGGAGGGCAUGAAACCACAGCCAGUGCUGCCACUUCUCUCAUCACUUACCUGGGGCUCUACCCACAUGUUCUCCAGAAAGUUCGAGAGGAAUUGAAGAGUAAGGGCUUACUUUGCAAGAGUGAUCAAGAUAACAAGUUGGACAUGGAAGUUCUGGAACAGCUGAAAUACACUGGGUGUGUUAUUAAGGAGACCCUCCGACUGAACCCCCCAGUUCCAGGAGGGUUUCGAGUUGCUCUUAAGACAUUUGAAUUGAAUGGAUACCAGAUUCCCAAGGGCUGGAAUGUGAUCUACAGUAUCUGUGAUACUCAUGAUGUGGCAGACAUCUUCACUAACAAGGAGGAGUUCAAUCCUGACCGAUUUAUGCUCCCUCACCCAGAAGAUGCAUCCAGGUUCAGCUUCAUUCCGUUUGGAGGAGGCCUUCGAAGCUGUGUAGGCAAAGAGUUUGCAAAAAUUCUUCUCAAAAUAUUUACAGUGGAGUUGGCCAGGCAUUGUGACUGGCAGCUUCUCAAUGGACCUCCUACAAUGAAAACCAGUCCCACUGUCUAUCCUGUGGACAAUCUCCCUGCAAAAUUCACCCAUUUUCAGGGUGAAAUCUGACUGGGGCAAAUGCCCACACCUCAGACUCAUUACAAGUGUACAUAUGCGUUUUUAUAUGGUGUUAUCUGUUGACUUUAUGGUAUUUAAUUCGUAAAUGUAUAUUAUAAUAUUUAUGUGUUUCUACUAUAGUUACUGUCUUCAACUAUUAAAAAAAGUGAACUUGCAUAAUUCUCAAAUAAAGUAAAUUUCUAAGGCACUUUUUGUGCCUUUAAGAUUCUGCUCAGGGAAAACAUGUCUUUUCAAUAUUUGUCUUUAACCGGCUUUCUAAAUAUCGGUGUGAUUUCAUUUGUCAUCUGUGC
Molecule: messenger RNA, 1964 nt
Organism: Elephantulus edwardii (Cape elephant shrew)
Lineage: Eukaryota; Metazoa; Chordata; Mammalia; Macroscelidea; Macroscelididae
Product: cytochrome P450 26A1-like
Exons: 7
Coding region: 379-1665 (428 amino acids)
Biological process (GO): sterol metabolic process
Molecular function (GO): heme binding; monooxygenase activity; oxidoreductase activity, acting on paired donors, with incorporation or reduction of molecular oxygen
Source: RefSeq, a predicted model, not a curated record